ACCGCGGGGAUUGCCUUACAGCAGUAGAUGCGCGCCCCAUCUUCUUCUAGAAAAAUACAACAACUCAGCAGAGCUCAUACGUAGUUUUCUUGUUUUAGUUUGGUGUGCGUUUAAUUUCUCUCUUGGCCGCGCGCGUAUGUGGUGAUAGAGACUUGCUGGCCAGGCCAUUGCUGCUGCAUGCACGAGUCCGAUAUACGAAGAAGAAGACGACGACGUGUAUCUACGCUGUGAAGAACUGCUCUUCUUCUUUCAGUGUGUUUCGGUGAGACUGGGCCAGCAGUGAAAAUAAUUGUGUGGUGACUUCACUCCGUUCGAAAUAGGUGCACAUCGAGUCGAAAGUUUUUCUGUUCCACGUAGCUGAACCCCCGCGGAAGUGCUCUGCAGCCGGUCCCGGAGCGAUGGCCAAACUGAAGGACAGCGAGGUGAUCCUCAGGUACCUGUACCUGGGCACCGAUCAGCCGUUCUACAUUCGCAAACCCCAACCGCUGAACAUUGAGGAAGGCUGCAAGAUUCUCGGUCCCAUCAAGACCCUGGCCGAGGCGACUUCGACGACGACGACGCCGAACGCUGUCAACGGAGCGGGAGCGGACGAAGAUCCGCUGGUCCGGAAGUUGGCCGAAGCGGUAACGCUGACCGAGCCUCCGCUCGAGAUGGUUGAGAGGGUCAUGAAAAGUGGCUCCCUGGUUCGUCCCGACGAGUGCCUCUUUGCGCUGGCUUUCCUAGCGCGGACGUUCAAAACGCCCGAGGAAAAGCACAAGGUGUACGAGACCAUCCCGAAGCUGAUCGAGCGCUCCGAGGAUCUGUUCCAGUUUGUGCACUUCUACCAGAAGCUGGCGACCACCGGCAAGGGAUUUGGUCACGGCAUGAAGACGGCGCUGACCAGAUGGUACGACAAACAUUCCGCCGUGGAGUUAGCCAAGCUGUUCGCGUCGGACCGCAGCUGUCACAAGUGGAGCCAUAAGGAUCUGGUGGUGAUGCUGCACAUGAACCUGAAGGACAGAGAAAAGAUGGAGGUAAUCAACGCUGCAUUGGGUGGUAAAAAGAAACGGUCCAACGGGGAAAAAUCGGACGUGGCCAGUAAAAAGAAGAAGUCGGAUGCGGUGGAAAAUGGCGUGGAAGCUUCCGAGGAGUUGAAAAAGGAAGAUGAGAAAGCUGGUGAGCCUGAGGAGCUGGUCAGCGAAGCUGUGCAGGUUUUAAGCGACAUUAAAACCUUCAAGGCGGUUCAGACAGCUACGCAAGCCUGUCAGAUGAUCAAGCAGCAUCAGUACACGAUCCAGCUGGUGCCGGCUCCGUUGCAGCGUGUGUCCGCAGUCUGGGAGAGUCUGUUCUCGCGCAUGGCCUACCGAGACAUUGUCCAGGCGGCGCUGGUUCUGCAGGACUAUAAGCUGCUGAAGGACGUCGACACGCCGUUUUCGACCGCGUACGGAAACGUGCUGAACCGCGUGACUUCGGUGUCGGAAUCGAAGCUCCAUCCCAUCUUCAUCUACCAGACGAUGCGACUGUACGAGGAACGGCAACGCUACCUGAACGUGGUCAAGGAAGCCGUGCACACCGCUAACAAUUUGGCGCUGAAGAACGUGACGGCCAAUCCGACGGUGAUGAAGCAGUUUUACAACGCGUUGAACAGCUCGAUGCUGAACUAUCAGCGCACUGGGUUGCGAUUCUUCGUCACGCUGGAUUUGAGAUCGAAACAGUCGAAAAAACCCGUCUUUGGGAACCGUCUGAUGUCGUGCCAGGCGGCGUUCGUUCUGCUGACUCUGCCGAUGUUGAAGCGCGAAACGCACGUCAACGUUAUGUCGUUCACGGAGCAGCCGACCAAGCUGAACAACGUCAACCUGACCCGCGAAAUGGCCUACUUCCAGGGCUGCGAUCACAUUCAGGCGAUCGCCAACCGGAAGACCAAGGUGGACAUUUGCGAGCCGAUUCGUCACGCGCAGCGCUCCAAGGCAAAGGUGGACGUGUUUCUGACGAUCGUGGACUCGCUGAUCCGCGUCAACCCGAAGCGGGACUUGCCGGUGCAGGUGCUGAACACGUACAACGCCGAGACGCGCAACAAAGCGGUGUACAUUAUUGUCAGCCUGAGUCGUCACCAGCAGGACCUGCGCCACGCGGACAUGGCCGCAACCAGACGGGUGCUGGAAAUCGUCGGUUGUACCGAGGAGACGCCGAAGGUGAUCGAUGCGUACGUACGGGGACACUUUACGUAAGCGAUCGCGGAAUUGUUGGCAGAAGGUAUCUUAAUCGUAUUUUACUAUGGAUUUAUUCAGCGGUAGUUCUAGAUGCUUUGGGCAAGGAUUUUCUCGUAAACUAUAUAGCUUGUGUGAACCCAUUAUAGUGCAGCUUAGUCUGAUCCCUCUUCGUUUGCAACGCAAUGUGGAUUUUAUUUUAGAAUAUUCGUACACUUUAAGCAAGCAGUGUAUGUGGGUUUUAGAAAAUUGAUAUUGGGUUUGAAAAUAAAACUCAAAUUGAAUAAAUCAAAUUAAUGUUGAUACGAAAAAAACGAAACUAUUGGCACUACGCCCCCCGGGGCAUGGCCUUCCUCUAACGUGGGAUUUCUGCUCCAGCGCCUCUGACGAGACAGGAGAAACCGGGACCGACGUUUUACUUCACCAUCCGAUAGAAGCUCAGUGGAUAAGGCGGGAAUCGAACCCGCGUCUCAUAGCAUCAUUGGGAUCGGCAGCCGAAGCCGCUACCCCUGCGCCACGAGACCCACACAUACUUGUUGAUACAUCAACCCCAAAUUUGAGGAUAAAGUUAUGAAAAUAUUUGACUGAGCAGUGUCCAUCAGUUAAAAUUCACCGCAAAAAAAAUCUUCGAUUAAAUUUGCGAAAAAAAAUCAAACGCUAUUGAGAGAGAUUCAUCCAUGAUUGAUUUAAGAGGGCCACUCCGAAAACGAAAAAGCAAAACCCAACAUUUCAAAAUGUGCAACAUUUCAUUGAAGUCGUGAUUCAAAAUCACUGCGAAAGCAAUAGUGUGAUAUUAACCGUGCAACAACACAAACUAAUCGAACGCAAAACGAAACGACAGCGUAUUCGCGCAAUACAAAAACGAUCCAAUCUUUUGAAAAUAUGAAGCAGAACAAAGUUGUUCAUUCUUAUGUUAUUGUUAUAUCUGAAAUAAUACGAUGCUUUUAUUUUGCAAUCGACCAAAUUGGCUCCUUCAGUUGGUAGCGGCAAUUUGGAUUUUUUUUUAGAGAUUUUCAUCAUUUUCAUUAACAAACAAAUAGGCUUCGCAUGUUUAGAGUUAGGUUUGUACUGGUUUUUAAAAUAAACACAGAAUAACAUGCGCGACGACCCACAUGCAUAAGCCAGUAAGUUUAAAUGUAAGCUAUAAUCCCUUAAUAAGAUAGCUGGUAGUGUGUGUUUUGCGUAAAAUUUUCAGAAAUAUCAACACAUAAAAUUAUACAACUCGACAUUUUUGAAGUUGAUGUCAGUUUCGUCAAGGUAUGAUAGAUUUGGGCUCCCUGAACACGCUUCAAUCGACAGAACUUUUUUUUUUGUAUUCUGACCAAUAAAUAAAUUUGUAAAUCCGCAAUUUCGUUUAUCUGUGAGGUGCUUAAGAUGAAUCCAUACAAUUUAUACCCGAAAUUAACAAUUUUAUUCAUUGGCAGGGAAUGCACUAAAAUUCAAUUGAGGUGUUUUCUGGGAGCUCAAAUUCAUCAUACCUUGAAGAGACUGAAGCGUUUACUGACAUCGACUUCAAAUAUGUAGAGUUGUGUUAUAAGGGCAGAUCGGCGAAUAAUCUCAUCUUGGUAGUGGAAGUUAAAGUGUAAUUUACAUAUUUACACGAUAUUGCACAUUACAUAAAAUAUUCAACGGUAUCAAUAAUCUAACGUUAAUCCAAGCAAGGAGAGUAACUAGUGUAAAUGACUUGAAGUAAAGCUCGUUUCUCUUGCUAAGAUUUAAGUUGCCCAUGAAUGUCUAUCACGUUGAAAUCUACACCAACAAAUCAACUUCAGAAAAAAACUAUCAAAAGCUCUUUUUCUUCAGUUUGAAAAUGAUUUUGAAGCCACAGUUUAACUCUCAAAUAAUUGUCAAUCCCGUUACAAUCAGUAAUCAAUAAUCAUGUUGCAUAUAGAUGAUUUUCAAUGAACAACUAAAAUUCAAUCUUUUAUCUUAUUUGAUAGUUAAGCUACAGCACGAUUCAUAUGUAUUAAGUAUGUGUACGUGUUCUUGUAAUGCUAAGAUAAUAUCUUACUGUUAAUCACAAAAAUCACAAGAUGAGUAAAGCAUAGAGUAGCCACCCUAAAAGCUGCAAACGGUACCCUUCAUAAUACCUAGCAAAUAACCUAAAAUUCACACAAACUUUUUGCUCUUAAUGUGCAAACAAAAACUUCCUCUUUUCAUGAUUUGAGUCAUCUACACUUCUAGCGCUGUGAUUAAAAACAAAAAAAAACUCAUAAAUUUAACAAACCCACAAUAGAGUCGGAAAUCUAUGUCGAAUCCUAAAGCAUUAUUAAUUUUGUAAGUUAUUGCGAACAACAUUACUUUUAUUUUGGUAUUUGGUGUUGUGAAAAUCAAUAAAAAUGAAACAAAAAGAUUUCAUUUCAAAUCUAAAAAGUAUCAAAAAUAAUUAGCACUGAAAUAAACAAGGGAAAAUGAAAACAUGACACGAAAUUUACGAACCAAAAUUCAUUCAAAUUCGAAUAGACUGGAUUACUAAGUGCUUCUUACCUGGGAAUAUGAUAAAAAUUGGUCGUUAAACUACAUGAGAAAAAAAACGGAAUAUUGUUUUCUAAAUGACUGACGUAAACUGUAUAGAGUAAUAAAAAUUGAGAACAUGAUCGAAAAUAGGUAAAUUUAAACGCAAAAUUGUCAUUAAAUUCAUGCAUAAAUUUUAACCCUUUAUUCAAAUAGAAAGUUUUAUUCUUCCUUUAAAAAAGGCAUCAUUUAUUCUUCAUAAAACAGCAUAAUGUAUUUUAACAGAGUUUGGUGAGAGAAUUUGUUUUGUGUCACUUUUUGCAUUAUUUUGAAAAUUUUAAAAAGUCGUCUAAUAUGAAACCAAGGCAAAAUAUGGUGCAUUCACAGAAAAAGGAACCUGUUUUUAAAGUAAUAAAACAACAAACUAAAACCGAGCGACUGGGCCUAUUCGGAUUCCGCGGACAAUCAAUGACCGAGAUUAUAACGAUCUUUUUAUUUCCUAAGGAAAAAUCUUACUAAAGAAAGAAACUGUUGAUAGAAAUAUUUAUGAUAAAAUAUUUAACACAGAAAAAAUAACAAAAACAAAGCAAAACGCUUAACAAUAUAGAGGCAAUCUUAGUUACUUACUCGCAAGCAAAUAUAAGAAAGGAAACAUAAAAGUUAAACAGUAAUAAAAUGAACAAAAAACAGAGCAGUGCUGCCGCACUUUCGAUGCUGGUCGUCACUGUAUUUGCUCAGCAAAACACAACCAUAAUUAAGAACGUCUAGGUUUAUUGUUUUAUAGUUCAGCUAAACCAGAAGAUGUUCAUACGUGAUAAAAUAUACAAAUUCAAAUUUAAAAGCCUUUAAACAAAUUACUACAGCGGCGAUCAGCAUUGAAAGCAGCGUAGAGCGCCUCAAUUAGUGUUAAAUUUUUCUCAAUUUUAAACGGGUAUUACAUGUACACACAAAACGCAAAGAAAUAUUCUACAAAAGUAUGACAUUGAUUUUUCGCGCCUCCGAAUUAGCCCCACUCGUCGCAUGCAAACGUUAAAAAAACAAUUACUAGCCAAUCGUGAUCUUAAUUUCUAAUUCAUACAUCAAAUCAAAACAUAGAGUAUAACUUAUGAAAUCUCGAAGCAUAAAAGAUUUAGCAAACAAUAAACCAGGAACAGAUUUAUAUUUACACGUUUGAAAAAAAUCACCAAAAAACAAAAAUCAUCGAUUGAAACACUAGCAAACAUUUUUAUGUUCCAGAAGAAAAGUUAUUUGCCGUACUGAAAAUAAAAACACAAGUAACGAGUGGUAACACAUGCGGUAUCGCAUAUCGAAAACGCUUUUAGACUAAUAAUUCUAAAUCAAUAGUACGGAAAGUCCUCGAGAGUCGAGCAGCUGUUCGAAAAUCUUAUCAAAUUGACAAUGAACCGUUUUUUGUUUUGUCAGAACGCCAAAUUUGUGAACGGAAUACACAGAAAGCAACUAUUUUUGCUAGAAUCAAGACUUAUAGAACAAAUAAAAACUAAACUCUGCUAAUUCGACACACUCAAUAAACUAAAUUGAGGGCGAAAAUUGUGAAAAACGCAAAUAAAAAAAAAACCGAUGCUCUUUAUUUUAGCCCGAAGCGAUUGUGAUCUGGAAUUCCAACGUAUAUUUACACGAAAAUUGAACAGUUUCGCUUAACACAGUAAUGAAGUAAAAACGCUCACACAAACCAUACGACGAUAGUGAAAAUUCAGUUGUUGACUUUUUGUGAAAAGCACACAACACAAAUGAGAUUUGUUUUAUAGAUUUGUACACCUUUAUUUUGCAUCCUAUUAAAUUAGUGGAAAAAGUUAUCCUUAACACAUAUUUAAUUAGUUUUUCAGUUAUGUUAAAACAUCAAAUCAAAUUAUUUUGUUAGCGCAUGUUCUUAUGAAAUUAAACCGUUACAAAAACUAAAGGCAAUACAACAAAAUAAACUGCUCAUUUUAAAGUAUUUUGUUAAAUGGUUAUCAGUGGAUAUCAGUUACUUUAUAUUAUGAGUUAUAGAACCAAUCACCAGUGAACCCGAUCGAACGAUUCCAUUUGCCGAAAAUUCACUCUAAAUUGAUCGUACACAAAGAAAAGAAAAAUCAAUUCAAAGAACCAAUAAAUUCGAAACUCAACUGUUUUUUCUAUUUGGUUACAA
Messenger RNA from Culex pipiens pallens (northern house mosquito), 6786 nucleotides. RefSeq names its product RNA-binding protein RO60-like. Gene Ontology annotation, cellular component: ribonucleoprotein complex. The record is from RefSeq and is a predicted model, not a curated record. Gene Ontology annotation, molecular function: RNA binding. Lineage: Eukaryota; Metazoa; Arthropoda; Insecta; Diptera; Culicidae. The coding region runs from base 399 to 2207 and encodes 602 amino acids. The transcript is spliced from 5 exons.